AUGAGCCGAGAAAUCUCCAGGGACGAAGUAUCGCACAACAACACCGCCGACAGCCUGUGGUGUAUCAUCGACGCCAAGGUUUACGACCUGACCGACUUUGCGGAUGCCCAUCCCGGGGGUUCGACGGUGCUGCAACAGGUCGGAGGGCUGGACGCGACGAAUGACUUCUUCAACCUCCACCGGUUAGAGGUCCUCCAGAAAUAUGAAAAGUUGUUGUGCAUUGGCACCGUCCAGGGCGAGAAGCCCCAAGUGAUAUACCCCAAGCCCGGCGACCUCAGUCUGGUGCCAUACGGGGAACCGACCUGGUUGACGCCACAGUUCAAGAGUCCUUACUACAAAGAGAGCCAUCGGCGGCUGCAGCGAGCUGUGCGAACAUGGGUCGACACCGUCCUGACUCCCGAAGCCCAGGAAAAGGAGAAUAGCGGAAAGAGGAUUUCCGACGAAAUCAUCCAGGAAAUGGGACGCCUUGGACUGAAUGCCAUGCGCAUGGGACCCGGGCCUCAUCUGAAAGGGCUUACCCUGAUGAACGGCGCAGUGACACCGGAAGAAUUCGAUUACUUCCACGAGAUGGUCAUCACUCAGGAGCUCUGUCGAACGGGGGCUCGGUCCUUCAACGAUGGUAACCUGGGUGGUAUGAUCAUCAGCUUGCCGGCUGUCCUGUACCAUGCAAAGCCCCAGAUCCGAAAACGAGUCGCGGAAGAGUGCUUCUCGGGCAAGAAGAAGAUCUGCCUGGCAAUCUCAGAGGCGUUUGCUGGCUCGGACGUGGCUGGCAUGAAGACCACGGCCGUCAAGAGUGCCGACGGCACGCACUACAUAGUCAAUGGCACCAAGAAAUGGAUCACCAACGGAGUCUUCUGUGACUAUUUCGUCACCGGCGUCAAAACCGAAAAGGGUUUCUCUGUGCUGCUCAUCGAGAGGGAGGAGGGAGUCGAGACCACCCAGAUCAAGACGAGCUAUUCCACAACCGCUGGGACGGCAUUCAUCAAGUUCGACAACGUCAAAGUACCCGUCGAGAACCUCCUCGGCGUCGAAGACCAAGGAUUCCGGGUGAUCAUGACGAACUUCAACCAUGAACGGUGGAUGAUCACGACGUUCAGCAUUCGAUCGAGCCGGAUGGCCGUCGAGGAAUGUCUCAAGUGGGCGAACCAGCGGCGGGUGUUUGGAAAGAGGCUGAUAGAGGAGCCCGUGAUCCGACAAAAACUCGCUAAAAUGAUCGCCUACGCCGAAGCCAUCCAAAACUACCUCGAGAACAUCACCUACCAAAUGUGCAACAUGACCCAGGAGGAGCAGAAUCGACACCUGGCCGGCCCCAUCGGGCUCUUCAAGAUGUUUGCCACGCGUGCGGCGCACGAGAUUGCCGACGACGCCGUCAAUAUCUUCGGCGGGCGCGGCAUCACGACCACCGGCAUGGGCAGGACUGUGGAGAUGUUCCAUCGCACGUACAAGUUCGACGCCAUUCUGGGAGGCACGGAGGAGAUUCUGGGGGAUCUUGGUGUGAGGCAGGCCAUGAAGUAUAUGCCGAAAGCGAUGCUGUGA
Fonsecaea erecta is the source of this 1536-nucleotide messenger RNA. RefSeq lists its product as hypothetical. Lineage: Eukaryota; Fungi; Ascomycota; Eurotiomycetes; Chaetothyriales; Herpotrichiellaceae. The transcript has 4 exons. Bases 1 to 1536 code for a protein of 511 amino acids. The record is from RefSeq and is a predicted model, not a curated record. Gene Ontology annotation, molecular function: acyl-CoA dehydrogenase activity; flavin adenine dinucleotide binding.